UUCAUUCAACUCAAACAGAUUUUGUAGAACAUGUUACCUUAAUCUGAAUUUGUGAUGGCUAAAAAUUAUUCGUAUUUUUAAUAACUGUCGCACAUGUAUACAUGUAUGCAUAUCUAUGCCGGUGUUUGUUGUUUUAUAAGUUUAUCAUUUAUUAAUGUUGAAAAAUCAGCGUAAAAAUGUAAAAAGUGUUCGCGAGUGUUGGAUAGCGAUAGUUUUUAUUAUUGGAACAUUGGAGGGUACUUUUAAUGAUGAUAUAGUGUAUGCGCCCGAAAUUGUACAGUGUGUAAUAAUGAAUCGUUUGGGAAGUGGAUGGCCAUGAAAAAAAUUACGACUCGGUAUCUACCUUUCACUUAUAACCAGGUGUAGAAUAAUUCCCCAAAAUGCCGAAAUCGAUGAACGUAAGGGUGACGACGAUGGACGCGGAGCUAGAAUUCGCGAUCCAGGCCACGACCACCGGCAAGCAGCUCUUCGACCAGGUGGUCAAGACCAUUGGAUUACGGGAGGUCUGGUUCUUUGGACUUCAGUAUACAGACUCAAAAGGCGACCUCACGUGGAUCAAACUUUACAAAAAGGUAAUGAACCAAGAUGUAAAAAAGGAGAAUCCACUUCAGUUCAAAUUUCGCGCCAAGUUUUAUCCUGAAGACGUCGCUGAAGAACUGAUCCAAGACAUCACUGUUAGACUAUUCUACCUCCAGGUUAAAAAUGCCAUUCUGUCCGAUGAAAUAUAUUGUCCUCCUGAAACUUCCGUCCUGUUAGCUUCAUACGCCGUUCAAGCUAGGCAUGGAGACUACAACAAAGCAUUACACGGACCCGGAUUCUUGUCCAACGAUAGAUUACUUCCUCAAAGAGUAUUAGAUCAGCAUAAGAUGACUAAGGAGGAAUGGGAGAAAAGCAUAGUGACUUGGUGGCACGAACAUCGCAGAAUGCUCCGUGAAGAUGCCAUGAUGGAGUACCUUAAGAUCGCCCAAGAUCUGGAAAUGUAUGGAGUUAACUAUUUCGAAAUUCGCAACAAGAAAGGUACCGAAUUGUACCUUGGAGUGGAUGCCUUAGGACUCAACAUUUACGAAAAAGAUGACAGACUUACUCCAAAGAUCGGGUUCCCCUGGUCGGAAAUUAGAAAUAUUUCUUUCAACGAUCGCAAGUUUAUAAUCAAACCAAUUGAUAAGAAGGCUCCCGAUUUCGUUUUCUUUGCCCCUCGAGUUCGCAUUAAUAAACGAAUUCUUGCCCUCUGCAUGGGCAAUCACGAAUUAUACAUGCGCAGACGCAAGCCUGAUACCAUCGACGUGCAACAAAUGAAGGCCCAAGCUCGUGAAGAAAAAUUAGCCAAACAGCAACAAAGGGAGAAGUUGCAACAAGAGAUAGCAGCCCGCGAACGUGCUGAAAAGAAACAGCAGGAAUAUGAAGAUAGGAUCAAGGCGAUGCAGGAGGAGAUGGAGCGAAGUCAAGCAAGUCUCAUGGAAGCGCAGGAGAUGAUUAAGAGACUAGAGGAGCAACUCAAGCAGCUGCAGGCUGCCAAGGAAGAUUUGGAGAAGAAGCAAAUGGAACUCCAAGCGAUGAUGGAACGGUUGGAGGAAAGCAAAAGUAUGGAGGCGGCCGAAAGGCAGAAGCUCGAAGAAGAGAUCAUGGCCAAGCAACAAGAAGUGUUGCGCAUCCAAAGGGAAGUUGAAGAAAAAGAUUCCGAAACGCGGCGUCUACAAGAAGAGGUUGAAGCCGCCAGACGUAAAGAGGAGGAACUGAAGGCACAACAAAUGGCAAACGCUACGAAGGGUCAUCUCCAGGAAGAGAACCACCACGACGAAGACGACGAGAUGGUUAACGGUGAUAUCAGCCGUGACCUAGACACCGAUGAAAACAUCGUUGACCCUAUCAACGAGAGGCGGACGUUGGCUGAACGUAACGAACGUCUUCAAGAUCAACUACUAGCAUUAAAACAAGACUUGGCACAGUCGCGAGAUGAGACUAAGGAAACUGCAAUGGAUAAGAUCCAUAGGGAAAAUGUUCGUCAAGGACGAGACAAGUACAAGACUCUUCGUGAAAUUCGUAAGGGUAACACGAAACGUCGCGUGGACCAGUUCGAGAAUAUGUAAAUUGAUAAGAAGGUGCAACGCAACAUCCCCCGCAUUCGCCCACACCAAGUAACAACCUUUCUCCCUCCUCAGUUUCUCCUUCCCCAUUCAUCAUUGCAACUGCAUACAGCAAGUAACUUCAGUCUUUAUUACUUUUCCUUUUUUAUUUUGUUUUAAUUACUAGUAUAAGAAUUUCUUUGAUCCUUUUCCAACGGUGACAGUAAUUGAUGUUACUGUUGUAAGUCCAAAAUAAACGGUAGCGUCUUUUUCAUAGAGUAUUUAGUAAGAAAAACUGAACGGGGCCUUAUUUUUCGAUCUAACAUCAACGCAAUUAUAUACGUGGAUGCAUAACAUAAAUAAUUAUUAGUUACUACUACUUACAUAAUAUGGUAGUGUUAUUACUUAAUUAAUAUAUAUACAAUCUCGAAAGCUUUGGUUUUUGAACGACGAUAAUGAUUAUAUAGGUGACGUUAGCGGUCGUUAUCAGGCAUUCCAUUUCCAUCUUAGCAAUUAUAUUAUUAACGGCUUGAUUCAUCAAUUAUGUUAUAUAUAUAUAUUCAUAUAUACUACAUAUACAUAUAUGUUGUAUUAUAAUUGAUAUUCGGCGUCAUCUUUUUUCCUGUUUUUUUUUUCGUGAUUUUCUUUUUGACAGCGUGUGCCAUUUUCGGAAUUGGGUACAAGUAGAAUGCGAGAACGGAAUUGCGCGUGCUCAAAGACUGUGUAAUACCCUCGAAGAGAGAAAUUUCAAAAAACUGAGAAAUGAGACAUUUAUCUAAAAGUUGUAUUAGAAAUUUAUCUUUCAGAGAAGCUAUCGAUAUUUUUGGUCAGACACUUUUAAAAUUAUUUUAUCAACUACUUAUUAUAAUGUUAACGUGAGUUUUAACGGUGUUUUAUAUUAAUUUUUGUAACUCUUGAUUUUAUGGUAAAAAUGAUAGAAGUACAAUGGUUCUCAUUUUUCGCUCAUUUUUGAAAUUUUAGUAUUCUAGGGCCGAAACUUUGACAUUCAUUAACAACUAAUUUUCAGUCAUCGUACACUCAAAAAUUUGCUCAUUCGAACUCGGUAGAUUUUUCUAUCAAAAG
Messenger RNA from Agrilus planipennis (emerald ash borer), 3146 nucleotides. RefSeq names its product moesin/ezrin/radixin homolog 1. The coding region runs from base 381 to 2087 and encodes 568 amino acids. Gene Ontology annotation, molecular function: actin binding; cell adhesion molecule binding. The transcript is spliced from 10 exons. Gene Ontology annotation, cellular component: cytoskeleton; adherens junction; microvillus. NCBI's taxonomy places the organism in Eukaryota, Metazoa, Arthropoda, Insecta, Coleoptera, Buprestidae. The record is from RefSeq and is a predicted model, not a curated record. Gene Ontology annotation, biological process: regulation of cell shape; positive regulation of early endosome to late endosome transport; regulation of organelle assembly.